Messenger RNA from Aspergillus tanneri, 1992 nucleotides. Its product is annotated as Zn(II)2Cys6 transcription factor. Gene Ontology annotation, biological process: regulation of DNA-templated transcription; DNA-templated transcription. The transcript has 6 exons. Gene Ontology annotation, molecular function: zinc ion binding; DNA binding; DNA-binding transcription factor activity, RNA polymerase II-specific. The record is from RefSeq and is a predicted model, not a curated record. Bases 1 to 1992 code for a protein of 663 amino acids. Lineage: Eukaryota; Fungi; Ascomycota; Eurotiomycetes; Eurotiales; Aspergillaceae.
AUGUCCAAUUCUCAGUCGUCGUCACGUCCACUUGCCCCUUUCCCAAGUCCCCUGCCAAAAUCCAGCAGUCCCGAUGAUGUAGUGCCCAGUCGGAAGCAUAAGACAACCGCCUGCCGAGCAUGCAAGCAGAAGAAAUUGAAGUGCCGAGGGGAUCCGCCUUGUGAGCACUGCGUUGCCAAUGGUCUCGAAUGCCACGUCGACGAAAUGGCCGACAUGCGCCGGAAGUUUGCGAUGAAACGGAAACUCGACCGGCUCGAGAUGGCGUCGGACGUCCUCCUGCGGCUGGUUAGCGCCCUGCGAGAAAGCGACAGCACGCGUGUCGCCCAGCUGUUGAAUCUGAUCCGCAGCAACGCGUCGUUCGACGAGAUCCAGGUGUUUUUGAAGCAGAAGUUCUCUCAGUACGAGAUUGAAGGAUCCCCGGAGUUGCGCGAGGUUCAGAGCCAAUUCUCGCGGCCAUCCGACGACGACGAAGACGGCCCUAGCCAGCGCAGCGGUCGACGUGUGCUGGACGUCAAUCGACUUACGGAUAUCCCGGUGUACCGCGUGCCGGCCAAACCGUGGACGACCGUCACCGACGACGAUGACCUCGUCUCGCAUUUGGUAUCCUUGUGGCUGACCUGGUCCUAUCCAUUCUUCCACUGGCUGGACAAGGAUGCGUUCGUGUGCGAUAUGCAGGCGGGCAAUCUGCACUGCCGGUUCUGUUCACCGUUCCUGGUGAAUGUGAUUCUCUCUGAAGCGAGUUACUAUUCCGACUAUGCCGAAGUUUAUACUAUUCCCAACGACGCCUUCUCACGGGGCAAUCAGUUUUACGACGAGGCGCGGCGACUACUAGAGGAGGAGGAAGAGGAGGAAGGCACCGUGAGCCUGCCCACCAUCCAGGGGCUCCUGAUUCUGUUCAUUCGGUUGGUCCUCAUGGGAAAAGACCGCAUGGGAUGGACAUACCUAGACCUGGCCACGCGAUCCGCCACGGAGUAUGCUGCAUCUCGCCCGGCGCAACCGACGGACGAUAGCUCCCUAAGGGGGAUCGAAAGUGUGGCAAACCGGACACUGUGGGGGACCUUUUGCAUCGCCUCCACUUCGGCCGUGUCACUGAUGAAGCAUAUCGAUGUGCACCCUCCACGGCAGCCACGCGUGCACAUUCGCCAUGGCGAUCCUCGCGAUGUGUGGUCGCCGUACCCGAAGCAUGAUGAGCCGGUCCCUGGCCACCACAACUGCGUGUUCGACCGAUGGUGCGAUCUUAGCUGCAUCACGAUACGGUUCAGCCGUGCUUUUCAUGGCGUUAGGGACCGGCUGCCCCAGUCUUCGAUGGUUUCUAUCGUCAACGACAUCUAUCAACAGCUGCAAGGCUGGCAUGCCAAUCUACCGGAAUGCCUGCAAGCCGAGACGGCCAUCGUGCCGCAUGUCCUCAGCAUUCAUCUCUUUUACCACACCACUGUCCUACAGAUCUUCGGCUUCCUCCGCUUCAACGGCGCCACCACUCCCCUCGACCCAGACACAGCCGGCUGCGCGCGCACGAUUUGCCUGUCGACUGCGCGUCGCAUUGCGUACCUGCUUGGCAUCCACCGGGACAAAUGGGGUAUCGACCGUAUGUCCCCGUCGACAGUCCAGUGGAUCACUGUCAGUUUGUUCACGUUACUGGAGGCGCUGGACACACCGGAGAACCGCAAUGCAUUCGUCGAGUUGUGCAUCAUCGCGCAAGCGUUUUCGCGCCGCUUCACGCUCGCCAAGGGCCUUCUGCGCAUGAUCCAGCUGUCAGCAAAUCAGCAGCAAGUGAGGUUACCUGAGGAGACGAGCGCGCUGUUUACGGACUUUGAGAGUCACAGCUGGCGCAACAGCGAUGCGCAAGAGUUCAGCAGUUUCUACCCGCAUUAUCUGUCGGUGAUCCAGCAGGGCUCUGCGCGACAGGCGGAUGUGGCUAUGGAUUCGUUUUUGGAGAAAUGGGAUCAUUUUGGCCUUGGGGAUAAGCAUGAAAAUGACCGUAAUGAUUUAUGA